Populus nigra (black poplar) is the source of this 1904-nucleotide messenger RNA. Its product is annotated as lysophospholipid acyltransferase 1-like. The coding region runs from base 297 to 1694 and encodes 465 amino acids. The transcript has 8 exons. Gene Ontology annotation, biological process: lipid modification; phospholipid biosynthetic process; triglyceride biosynthetic process. Gene Ontology annotation, cellular component: endoplasmic reticulum; membrane. NCBI's taxonomy places the organism in Eukaryota, Viridiplantae, Streptophyta, Magnoliopsida, Malpighiales, Salicaceae. Gene Ontology annotation, molecular function: acyltransferase activity. The record is from RefSeq and is a predicted model, not a curated record.
CAACAGGCACAGCCAAUAAAAUAUCUCGGGUCUGUUGCCCACUGCCAUCAAAAUCACCACCCUUAUCGCUUGAUAAUAUUGUACCGUCACCCACUUUUUAUUUAUUUCAAGUUUCAACCUCAAGCUAGAAAGAAAAAGGCACCAACCCUACAACUCACAGCAUUGCAAAGAACCACUGACAAAAAUUUCCCUUUUUUAAGUUCAGGAAAAUCUAAAAAUCAACUGUACAGGCAAAUACAAAAUCUCAGACUCUCCCGAGUCAAUCUAAAUCAAAACAUUCGACAGCAAAAACCACCAUGGCUUUGGAGAUGGAAUCCAUGGCCUCGGCAAUCGGGGUCUCGGUCCCAGUGUUAAGGUUCCUUCUAUGCUUUGUGGUGACGAUUCCAGUGAGUUUCACCCACCGAUUCGUACCGAGUCUAUUUGGCAAGCACUUGUACGCUGCCCUUUCAGGGGCUUUCCUCUCGUAUUUGUCUUUUGGGUUCUCUUCAAAUCUUCACUUUUUGGUGCCUAUGCUGUUGGGCUACCUUUCGAUGGUCCUGUUUCGGCCGUACUGUGGAAUCCUCACGUUUUUAUUGGGAUUCGGCUAUUUAAUUGGCUGCCAUGUGUAUUACAUGAGCGGGGAUGCAUGGAAGGAAGGAGGCAUCGAUGCCACUGGGGCUUUAAUGGUGCUAACACUGAAAGUCAUAUCAUGUGCCAUGAGUUACAAUGAUGGGUUAUUAAAAGAGGAAGAAUUGCGAGAGGCUCAGAAGAAAAACCGCUUGAUUGAGCUGCCUUCUUUUAUUGAGUAUGUUGGUUACUGCCUCUGCUGUGGUAGCCACUUUGCAGGUCCAGUUUUUGAAAUGAAGGAUUAUCUUGAGUGGACUGAAAGGAAAGGGAUUUGGGCCCCUACUGAGAAAGGACCCGCACCAUCACCUUUUGGGGCAACAAUUCAAGCUCUUCUCCAAGCUACUGUUUGCAUGGCCUUGUAUUUGUACCUGAUACCCCAUUUUAACAUAUCUGGGCUCAAUGGUCCCGCAUACCAAGAAUGGGGCUUCUGGAAACGUUUGAGUUACCAGUUUAUGUCAGGAUUCACAGCACGUUGGAAAUAUUAUUUCAUCUGGUCAAUUUCAGAGGCAGCUGUUAUUAUCUCUGGCCUGGGUUUCAGUGGUUGGACAGACACUUCUCCAUCAAAGCCAAAAUGGGAUCGUGCAAAAAAUGUGGACAUACUAGGUGUUGAGUUUGCUAAGAGUUCAGUUCAGCUGCCGCUUGUAUGGAACAUACAAGUCAGCACCUGGCUUCGUCAUUAUGUUUAUGAUAGACUUGUUCAGAAGGGGAAGAAACCUGGUUUCUUCCAGUUGUUAGCCACGCAGACUACCAGUGCCGUUUGGCAUGGAUUAUAUCCUGGGUACAUAAUAUUCUUUGUCCAGUCAGCAUUGAUGAUUGCCGGUUCAAGGGUUCUAUACAGAUGGCAACAAGCUAUACCUUCAAAUAUGGAUGUCGUCAAGAAUUUGCUUGUGUUUAUAAGCUUUGCCUACACCGUUCUGGUUCUAAACUAUUCCGCUGUUGGUUUCAUGGUAUUAACCUUGCAGGAAACACUUGCUUUAUAUGGUAGUGUAUAUUACAUUGGAACCAUUGCGCCCAUAGUAUUGAUUCUCCUUGGCAACAUGAUUAAACCAGCAAAGCCUUCCAGAUCUAAAGCCCGGAAGGAACAGUGAGGUGUAGCAUUUUCUUCUUUGAUGUUUCGCUUUGGAGUUCUUGCAAUGAGAAUGGCAGAUAACCGGUGGUUUCCUUAAUUGUUGCCCAAUUUUUGUAAAUUUCUUUUGAUCUUUGACAUUGUUGCUGCUGUGUCUGAAUUUUAAUUUCAACAUAAGCUCUGUGCGUUGCAUAUUUCAAAUCGACAAGCCCCAUUGGGUUUACUGCAGUAA